Messenger RNA from Bipolaris oryzae ATCC 44560, 1020 nucleotides. RefSeq lists its product as uncharacterized. The transcript has 4 exons. The record is from RefSeq and is a predicted model, not a curated record. Lineage: Eukaryota; Fungi; Ascomycota; Dothideomycetes; Pleosporales; Pleosporaceae. The coding region runs from base 1 to 1020 and encodes 339 amino acids.
AUGCCCCACGCCGUUCCCCCCUCUCCCUCCCCCUCCCCCUCACCCCCAACCCUCGAAGGCCACCACCUCUACGUGAACGACGGCCUCCUCUCCCCAACCCAAGCCUCUCGCCUGCGCCCCUCCUCCCCCUCCCUCCCCUUCCCCGAACUCCAGCGCCGCUACCAAGAAGACGGCUACCUCUUCCUCAAAGCCCUCCUCCCACGCGCAGACGUCCUUCGCGCACGGGAAUCCUACUUUGGCAUGCUCGCCCCCAGUGGCGUCCUCGCGCCCUGCACACCCCCCGUGCUCGGCCAAUUCGACGCUUCCAAGCCCUCGUCGUCCUACCCGGGCAUCGGCGCCGGCGCAACACCCAACAACGGGAAGCCCGGCGCCGACGCCACCGCCGCCCUCUUCGUCGACCUAGCACUGCAGGCACAUUAUGCAGAGUGGUACAAAGACAACUUCUGCAAGCACCCCGUCCUGCGGGAUUUUGUGGCGAGACUGACGGGGUGGGGGCAGGAUACGCUGGCUGUGAGGCGGAGCCUGCUCAGGAACAAUACGCCGGGGAAUAAGGCGAUUGGCGUGCAUUAUGAUCAGAUUUUCCUGAGGCGGGGCGAGGAUACGAGUGUGACUGCUUGGGUGCCCAUGGGCGAUAUUGGGUUGACGGGCGGUGGCCUGAUUUAUCUCGAGAAUGGACAUCAUCUCGGAAGGGAGAUUGAAGAGGAAUUCACGCGCAAGGCACGAGAGUCUGGGUUGACCGAGGAAGAGACAAAGGAUGCGUUUAACAAGAACAUGAUGUCCAAUGGCUUGCUUGCUGAUGGGCCGAAAGAGUACUCGGAGACGUUUGGGAGAAGGUGGCUGGUUACCGAUUACGAGGCGGGGGAUGUCGUGUUGCAUACGCCCUACACGAUCCACGCUUCGACGAUGAAUUACGAUCCCAAUGACAUCAUUCGAGUGGGUACGGAUUUGCGGUUCGUGAAUGGAAGUAAGCCUUGGGACAAGCGAUGGGACAAGGAUUACGAAUUCGAUGACGGAGUUUGA